AUGCUGAAUUGUAAUUUAAGUAGCAGUAGUAGUAAUAUAAGUAGUAUUGGUCAUAGUAGUAGUAAUACUUUUAAUCAAAGUUUAGAGUUUGUUUCCAUUUUACAUUAUUGUGGUUUUAUUACAAAUCAUACAAUUACUACUACUACUACUACUACUACUACUACUACUACUACUACUACUACUACUACUACUACUACUACUACUACUACUACUACUACUACUACUACUGUGGUGCGUGCUGCUUAUGUCAAUAGAUAUGAAUAG
Schistosoma guineensis is the source of this 264-nucleotide messenger RNA. The record is from the annotation of a GenBank genome assembly. Lineage: Eukaryota; Metazoa; Platyhelminthes; Trematoda; Strigeidida; Schistosomatidae.